AGAGAAAAAAAACAGCAUGGAUAAUGUUGACCAAUUCUUUAAGAAUUCACAUUACAAAAUUGUUCGCCUGCUUUUAAGUAUUGUAGGUCUGUGGCCCUUUCAUACUUUAAGAAGACGCUGCACGAUAUACUUCGUAAUGAUACUCUUACUCGGAUCUGGAUUUACAUGCGAGAUAUUAGGAAUACUGGAUAUUUGGCGCGAUACCUUCGAGCUAUUAGAUUCUCUGCCAGUAUUUCUUUUCGCUGUAGUAGCUAUAAUUAAAACGAUUUAUGCAAUAUAUACAUUACCAAAGAUAAAACUACUUCUAAUUAAUAUGCGAGAGUACCAUCUUUCCCCAAAAUCGGACGAAGAAGCUAAAAUACAUAACUCGCACGCAUUGUAUGCACGAAAUUUUGGAUACAUUUAUACAGGUGUCGUACUUGGUCACCCCUUUAUUUUUCAAUUUAUGACACUAAUGGCCAAGAUUAACUAUCAGAAAUCCGAAGAGAACGUAACGUCAUCAAAUAAAGCGCAAGGAAUCCAAUCUGGAAUAUCUCAUCCCGUAAAUUAUAUGGUCGAUGUCGACACAUAUUACGUUCCAAUUUUCAUACACACGGCUGUAUGCGAAGUGUGUUAUACGUUUCUAACAGUUACAUUCGAUGUCCUGUAUAUAACACUGAUCGAGCAUUGCUGCGGAUUGUUAGAAGGCUUAAGAUGUAGAUUAGAAAAUGCAUUAAAUUUCCAAGGGAAUAAUGAUUUAAUGUUUACACAAGAUAAAUCUUAUUCAAAUAUCGUGUAUAGUAUUCAAAGACACACUGAAACGAUGCAAUUUAUUGCCAUUAUGGAGUCGGUGUACAGUUUACCUCUCUUUGUACACGUGGGAUGUCUUAUAAUAGCCUUAAGUAUUGUGGGAUUUCAGGUAAUAACAACUACGGGAAAUAUACAUCAUUUGAUAAAACAUUUCAGUUAUAUGAAUGCACUAUUAAUUAAUAUAUUUUUUGAAAAUUGGCAAGGUCAGAAAAUCAUAGAUUCUAGCGAGAAAGUAUUUGAUUCUGCAUAUAACGCACAGUGGUACAAUAUGCCGAUAGCGACAAGAAAGCUUCUUAUAAUGAUACUAAUGACAAGUAAAAAGCCAUUGAUAUUCACUAUCGGUAAACUUUUCUCAUUGUCAUAUAUAACUUAUAAUGCGGUGAUGCGCACAUCAAUGUCAUAUUUUAUGCUAUUACGGUCUGUACAAUAA
This is a messenger RNA of Nylanderia fulva, 1219 nucleotides long. Its product is annotated as odorant receptor 67a-like. The record is from RefSeq and is a predicted model, not a curated record. Lineage: Eukaryota; Metazoa; Arthropoda; Insecta; Hymenoptera; Formicidae. Gene Ontology annotation, molecular function: olfactory receptor activity; odorant binding. Gene Ontology annotation, cellular component: plasma membrane. Gene Ontology annotation, biological process: sensory perception of smell; detection of chemical stimulus involved in sensory perception of smell.